Messenger RNA from Opisthorchis viverrini, 1851 nucleotides. RefSeq lists its product as hypothetical. Gene Ontology annotation, biological process: vesicle-mediated transport; intracellular protein transport. Gene Ontology annotation, cellular component: Golgi membrane. The record is from RefSeq and is a predicted model, not a curated record. The transcript has a single exon. The coding region runs from base 7 to 1851 and encodes 614 amino acids. NCBI's taxonomy places the organism in Eukaryota, Metazoa, Platyhelminthes, Trematoda, Opisthorchiida, Opisthorchiidae.
UUGACCAUGGACCUCCACCUUGCGGUAAAGAACUAUCUGUCCAAAAUGCUAACAGUUGCUGGCGCCGGAAUGAAAGUUUUGCUUUUGGACGACGAAACUCUGAAAACCGUCAGCUUAGUCUCCUCGAUGUCUGAAAUUAUGAAACAGGAGGUAUAUCUUAUCGAACGCAUCCGCUUACCACGCGAGCCACUAGAGCAUCUUCGUUGUGUAUGUCUUUUGCGCCCAACCAAAGAAAACGUCAAUCUGCUUGCGCAAGAACUACGGAAACCAAAUUAUUCAUCGUACUACGUAUUCUUCAGUCAUACUUUGACAAAACAGUUGCUGAAACAGUUGGCCGAAGCAGAUGAUCACGAAGUUGUCGCUGAAGUACAUGAGUACUACACGGAUUUUAUGCCUCUUUCUCCUUUCCUCUUUGAACUCGAUUUGCCUAACUGCCUUGAAGGUAAUCGAGGGAUGAUUCCGAGCGCGGUUGGUCGGUGCACGGACUCCAUCACUGCAGUUCUAUUGGCUUUGAAACAAUGUCCACUCAUUCGUUAUCAGAACACGUCCGAGGCUGCACGGCAUGUAGCCGAAUCUAUCCGUUCUAUGAUCUCUCGUGAGGCCGUCUUGUUUGAUUUUGGCAGAAAGUCUGAACAGUCCUCCGUUCUGCUAAUUUUAGACCGACGUCAGGAUUCUGUGACACCACUUCUUACCCAGUGGACCUAUGAAGCCAUGGUUCAUGAGCUAAUCGGGUUGAAGCAAAACCGAGUAAAUCUAUCGCGAGCGCUGAAUGUCCGACCAGAAUUAAAGGAAGUUACCUUGUCCAGAGAGUUUGAUGAAUUUUUUAGGAACAACCAGUAUGCGAAUUUUGGUGAAAUCGGACAAGCUAUAAAAAAGCUAGUAGAAAAUUUUCAGUCUGCUUCGCGGUCCGUUGAUACGAAGAACAUAGAUUCCAUUGGUGACUUGAAGAAGUUUCUAGAACACUACCCUGCAUUUCGGAAAGUAUCCGGGACAGUUGAGACUCAUGUUACCAUUGUAUCCGAGUUAUCGCGACUAGUCAAGGAGCAUGCGUUGUUGGAAGUCAGUGAAGCUGAACAGGAAUUAAUUUGUCAUGACAGCCACUCUACCAGUCUUUCUCAGAUCAGAGCUUUGCUUAACGAUCCUCGAGUCUUGUUGUCCGAUGCGCUGCGUUUGGUUUUGUUAUAUGCUCUGAAAUACGAGGGACAAAAGACGGAUCUUUCAACUUUAGCCAAGGCUCUCGUCAGUCGUGGGGCAACAGAUGAAGAUGUUCAAAUGGUUCAACGCAUUUUGGAGUUUUCAGGACCUCGAUCUCGUGCAGAGGAGUUCACGCUGUUUGAUGCAAUGAAAACCGUAGCCAGCGGGGCUCAUAGCAUAAACACACAAACCGCUACAAAUGCAAUGACAUCUCUGACGAAGCGCCUUGUUAAGGGACUCAAAGGAGUUGAUAAUGUUUACACACAACACGAGCCGGUUCUGACAGGAAUAAUAAACGAUCUAGUCAAAGGGAAACUACGAGAAACUGCCUUCCCCUAUUUAUCUGCCGCUGGCUCUUGGACAGGCGCCUCAUCGAUACAACGGCCCCGUAAAAUUAUAGUUUUCAUAAUCGGUGGCGCUACCUAUGAAGAGGCUCGAGCGAUACAUAGGUUGAACAGCUCCACACCGGAAGUGGAUAUCAUUCUUGGUGGAACAUGCAUGCACAACUCACGUUCAUUUCUGGAUGAAGUGCGCUCUGCUACGAAAGAUACGUCGGAUUAUUUCGCUCCAGAAACCAGCGAUUCCGGUGUAGCCGAGACCACUUCGCGACCUUUUGGCCGUUUCAAAACCCAAGUCCGUUAUGGAUUACUGAAGUGA